AUGAAGUUCGGUGCUGCUCUUCUGGUCUUGGCCACCUCGGCCCUGGCUAACAACAUCCGACGAGGAGGAGAUGAGUAUGAGAGCCCAGACUCUGAGAGCGGAAAAGACUACGAGACUGGCGAGAACGAGUACGGACAAGAUGAAGGAUACGGAGAGAAGGGCGGCUACGAGCACGAGGUUAAGGAGGUCGCUGUGACCUACACCACUACCACCGUCUGCCCUGUCACCUACACUCAUUACAAGGAGGGAACAAUGCUAACCAGAUACAGCACCUACUGUGAGACAAAGCUCACAACCUCAACACUCGUUGUUGCUGAGACCAAGACUGUCGAUGUCACAGUCAAGGAGCCUGAUGUCACCAAGCACUACACUGAUGUUGACUACGUUACCAGAACAACAGUGUGCCCUGUGACCCAGACCAAGACUGUUGCUGGAGAGGUCAUCACCGAGGUCUACACGACCACCAGCAUCAUCUACGACGUUGUCAAGUCUACCGACUAUGAGCACGUUAAGCAGCCUGAUGUUACCAAGCACGAGACAGAUGUUAUUUAUAAGACACGAACUACUGUCUGCCCCGUGACAGUCACCAAGACCAUCGCCGGUGAGGUUAUCACUCAGACAUAUACAACCACCAGCGUCAUCGAGGAGGUCGUCAAGUCCACUGACUACGAGCACGUCAAGCAACCCGAUGUUACCAAGCACGAGACAGAUGUUGUUUAUAAGACACGAACUACUGUCUGCCCCGUGACAGUCACCAAGACCAUCGCCGGUGAGGUUGUCACCCAGACAUAUACAACCACCAGCGUCAUCGAGGAGGUCGUCAAGUCCACUGACUACGAGCACGUCAAGCAACCCGAUGUUACCAAGCACGAGACAGAUGUUGUUUAUAAGACACGAACUACUGUCUGCCCCGUGACAGUCACCAAGACCAUCGCCGGUGAGGUUGUCACCCAGACAUAUACAACCACCAGCGUCAUCGAGGAGGUCGUCAAGUCCACUGACUACGAGCACGUCAAGCAACCCGAUGUUACCAAGCACGAGACAGAUGUUGUCUACCACACCAAGACCAAUGUCUACCCAGUCACUGUCACCAACACUAUUGCUGGAGAGGUCAUCACCAAGGUCUACACCUCUACCGAGUACGUUGUCGAGAAGGUCCACACUACCGUCUACGACCAGGUGAAGCAGCCCGAUGUCACCAAGCACGAGACAGAUGUUGUCUACCACACCAAGUACGAGGUCUAUCCCGUCACUGUCACCAAGACCGUUGAGGGUGAGGUUAUCACCAACGUUUACACCUCCACUUCCGUCAUCGUUGAGAAGGUUGCCACCACCGUGCCCGCCAUCGAGACCAUCGUCAAGACCAUUGGCAAGGGCGAGGUCGUCACCCAGUACUCCAAGGUUUACCAUACCGUUGGUGGCGGUACCGUCUACGAGACUGUCGCUCCUCAGCCCACCACUGUCCAGGCUCCUGAGACCGAGGUCGUCACUCAGCCUGAGGUCACCGUCCCUGCCACUCCCACCAUCGCCCCUAAACCCGUCGCUACUGGCGCUGCUGCCGCCAACAAGGCUCCCGUCUUUGCCUUCGUGGCUGGUAUCCUCGGUGCCGUCGCUCUCAUCUAA
Molecule: messenger RNA, 1623 nt
Organism: Fusarium redolens
Lineage: Eukaryota; Fungi; Ascomycota; Sordariomycetes; Hypocreales; Nectriaceae
Exons: 3
Coding region: 1-1623 (540 amino acids)
Source: RefSeq, a predicted model, not a curated record